Messenger RNA from Topomyia yanbarensis, 699 nucleotides. Its product is annotated as nucleolar protein 10-like. Gene Ontology annotation, cellular component: nucleolus; 90S preribosome; small-subunit processome. The transcript is spliced from 2 exons. The record is from RefSeq and is a predicted model, not a curated record. The coding region runs from base 1 to 699 and encodes 232 amino acids. Gene Ontology annotation, biological process: maturation of SSU-rRNA from tricistronic rRNA transcript (SSU-rRNA, 5.8S rRNA, LSU-rRNA). Lineage: Eukaryota; Metazoa; Arthropoda; Insecta; Diptera; Culicidae.
AUGGAUGAUUGCGAAGAUCUGAGCUACUAUAUUUCCAGUCUGGGUCCUGCUCCACCUUGGUGUUCAUUCUUGGAUAACCUGACCGAAGAAAUCGAAUCGGAGACUGUGCAGAACAUCUACGAUGAUUACAAGUUCAUCACAAAACAGGAACUGGCUGAUUUAGGACUGAAUCAACUAGAAGGAACUAACAUGUUACGAGCGUAUAUGCACGGCUACUUCAUAGACAUCCGGUUGUAUAAUAAAGCAAAGGCACUCGCGGAUCCGUUUGCCUUCGAGCGCUAUCGCAAGGAAAAGAUUGCCAAACAGAUCGAACUGUCCCGCCCGUCACGAUUGCGGCUUAAAUCGAAGCUACCGAAAGAUAAUGCUGAUUUGGCAGAAAAACUACUCACUGAACAGGAAUUGGGUAGUGGAAAGCUGAAAUCAGCAGCAAGUGAUUUGCUGACCGACGAUCGAUUCAAGAGUAUGUUCGACAAUCCCGACUUUGAGAUCGACAAAACGGCCCACGCGUACCGAUUGCUAAAUCCGAUGCUUGCCCGUUUGGAUAAGGUUCACUCGAAAAAGCUUAAGGCGCGAGAGGAAGCCGCCGCUGCAUCAGCAGAGAGGCAAACAGAUAGUGAAGGCGGUAGUAUGGACGAGGACUUGUUCAGCGAGAAAGACGAAAGUUCAGAUGAUGAUCAAGCUUGGACGAAGGAAGUCUAG